AUGCCCCCACUCAUCCGCCGCCGCCCGCUCUCGGAGCGCAUCAAAGCCUACCUAGACCCGUAUGACUGGCUGUUGUGGCUGUCGGAGGAACUCAACAGCAACGAUCUGGACGAAGCACUCAAGGAAUGGGCAUGGCCCUUGGGCAUUGCUGUCAAUUUGAUCUUCAUGAUCACCAGAGCAAACAGUGGCGCGGUAACCUCGCGAGACAGUGAGGACGUAUUCGGAGACUAUUCUGCUGGCGCUGGGACUGGUUGGCUCCGCUGGCUGUGCUCCUUUGUCGUACACCUGCUGUCGCUCCUCUCUCUCGUAAACGCCUUCUUCACUUUCCAACGCAAGCGCCACUACCGACUCUUCGAAAAUCCCGUCGAGACAACCCCGACCACACCUUCUGCCCGCCGGGUUCGCGUCGACUCGUCACCUCUCGCUUCAUCGCCGCUCCGCUUUCUCUCGAACAUUGUGGCGUCAUCAAGCGCCCAGGCGCGCGCACACCCAGAUGCGAAUCGCGACGUGUGGGAAAUAUCGGUGUGGGACCCCACGCCGACAUGUCUACGGCUUUUCUGCUUGUUCAGCCCCGGUCAUGUUUUGGUGUACUGGCUCUUCCUUCCGCUAGGCCCGUUGGAUCCACGGCCCAGUGUGACGGUGGCCAUCACCAUGGUCCUCGGAGUUCUAAUGACGACGCAACUUCAUCUUCUCCAAACAUCCUUCUCACAGCAGACCAAGGAUGCCGCGCUGAUCCACCGUGAGGUCCUUCACGAGUACGACACCAAGUUCGUGCACCCCAACCUAAAUAAGCCGGUUCGCAACGUGGGUACCCAGACGCCAAACCACGAGUCCAAAGCCAGAGCCUCUAGGGAAGUCGACACCUACACGCCGACUACUGUGAUUAACAGAGGAUUCCGCACCAACCCAAAUCCUGCAUACGCGGGGCAGUACGACCCGGACAACGCUCUCCAAUCCGAACAACGCGCCCCACGAUCUACCAUGCCAAACCCGUUUGUCACUCCGCGACUGGCGAGCGCGCAGACACCGGCUGGAUCGGCCGGUGGCUCUUCAGUAGGACGAAGAACAACCUCCAUGAGGCAGCCAGUCUUCCGCUCCACAGCGGACGCCAGCACCGGCGAUGGCGGUAGCCUGGGCGUGUACUCUCACGCUGCAUCACCCCUUCGGAAGCCGCAGUCCGCAAAUUUCAUGAGACCUGACGAGUCGAAUCAGCGGAUCGCCUCUCCAGAGAGGAGGAGAGGCAGCCCACUGAAGCGCAUGAUGAGCACGCCUGGAGAUAUGGGCAAGGUGCCGGAACUGGAGAGACCGGGUUCAGAAAGGCACCGAAGGCCUUACUACUCUGGGCACGAUUCACGGCGGGAACCAGGACGAUAUUAG
Molecule: messenger RNA, 1377 nt
Organism: Diplodia corticola
Lineage: Eukaryota; Fungi; Ascomycota; Dothideomycetes; Botryosphaeriales; Botryosphaeriaceae
Exons: 2
Coding region: 1-1377 (458 amino acids)
Biological process (GO): maintenance of rDNA; regulation of exit from mitosis
Source: RefSeq, a predicted model, not a curated record